Molecule: messenger RNA, 1269 nt
Organism: Olea europaea var. sylvestris
Lineage: Eukaryota; Viridiplantae; Streptophyta; Magnoliopsida; Lamiales; Oleaceae
Exons: 3
Coding region: 164-1099 (311 amino acids)
Biological process (GO): regulation of DNA-templated transcription
Cellular component (GO): nucleus
Molecular function (GO): protein binding
Source: RefSeq, a predicted model, not a curated record
UUUCCCCCACAAGGGCUUCACUUUUUCAUCACUUUUCGUAUGAUUCUGCAGCCUCAAGAUAUUUUUUGCAUGAUACUCAUAUACAGAUAAAAAUUCAGAUAUCAAAUUUUAUUUUCUUCUGCAAAAAAAAUAAAAUAAAAUCACUGCCUGCCUUCACUUCUCGAUGAAUUCAAGGAGGUUUAAAUCUCGUAAAUCAAGAACCAAAGCUAGAAAACCCAAGUUCUUGAGCCUCCGCCUUAAGCUUUCGCCGGACGAAACUAAAACACCUGAAAAAUCCACUGAAAUACCCACCUCUUCAUCCGAAGCUGCCGCCGCCUACGGUGGUAACUGCCACCAGCUGGACCUAUUCCCACCACACCCAGAAAAUUUGGUGGAAGAAAAGUAUACAUAUAUCCAUGAUCAAGACAACGUUGCUUACUUCUUCUCUGCAGGGGAUGGCGGAGCAACUACUACUCUCAACGGCCUCCUCGACGACUCCAACGUCACCACCUCUUCCUUCAAUAACAAUAGUAUCAGCAUCACCAGUUUGUCGCCAUCAGCUUCGCUAACGUACGCCUGCGGAGGAAAGGACAGCGAGCUUGCACGGACGGCGUUGAGGAACACGGAGAGAGAACCCAGUGAAGAAAAGUGGGUGUAUUACUCGGAGAUGGUCGAGAGGAAGGUGAAGGAGGAGGAGGUUACUAGCGGCGCCGCUGAUCUAAGGUGGAAAGAUCCGGCCGACAAGACAAAAAGGUUGUCUUUGAAGCUGGAUUAUCAGGAUAUUUUGAAUGCUUGGUCCGACAAAGGUCCUCUUUACAUUCAUGCAGAGACUCCACAAACUGUCCCUGAUAUUAACGAUGAGUUUUUUGCCCAUGGGGUGAGUUGGGGAUGUAAUGGGGGAUCAUGGACAGUACCAGUAUUGGCUGGAAAUAUCCAUAAUCCUGGGAUUGGAGCGAAGAAAGAAGAGGAAAUGAAGUUAGGGAAAAGGGAAGCUAGCGUUUUGAGGUACAAGGAGAAGAGGCAGAAUCGACUCUUCGCCAAGAAAAUACGUUAUCAAGUCAGAAAACUUAAUGCUGAAAAACGUCCUCGUGUUAAGGGUCGAUUCGUCAAAAGAGAUUAGAUGAUAUAUCUUCGAUGACUUGGACAAUUAGCAUCAUAUUUUUGUUUCUUCUUAUGAAACUCCCUUUGCAGAGGUACUGUAUAGAAUAAAGAAUUUUAUUUGCUGCCAACCCAUAAAACUUAUUAGUUGUAUGUAAAUUAGCACCAAAAAUUCGAUUUUAAUUUCCUAUA